CCAUUCAUACACUUACACUCAAAGAAAAGGUGACAAGAAAAGAAAAAGAAAAAAUCAAAGCCAUGAAGAGGUCAGUUUGCGUUGCAGUGCUUCUAGGCAUUCUCCUCUUUGCUCCGAUUUUCAUCUCCGGCAGACACAUUGGCAGGCCGCGCCAUAAUCAUGGGCACCACCAUGCCACAAGGCCAAGGACAAAGCAGGGGACGAUGGUGAGGCCAGAAUUGUACUGGGAGAAAAGGGGAAUGAAGCAGGGAAGAUCAGAUACACUUCAAGUUGCAGGGUCAAGCUUGCCUGACUGCUCUCAUGCUUGUGGGUCAUGCACACCAUGUAGACUGGUUAUGGUUAGCUUUGUGUGUGCCUCACUGGCUGAGGCUGAGACAUGUCCUAUUGCUUACAAAUGUAUGUGUCAUAACAAGUCCUAUCCUGUGCCAUGAUCUCAAUACUUCAUUGUAACACUUAGUGUAGUGCAGUUCCUUGAGGUUUCUUUCAUUUUUUUUUUCCAUCUGUUUUGUCUGUUUUCUAGGUAGAAGUGACUUGACUUCCCAUUUUGUCUGUUUUCUAGGUAGAAAUGACUUGACUUCCCAUGUGUAAUCAAAGAGUUUCUGAUUUCAGCCAUUCUUAUA
Vitis vinifera (wine grape) is the source of this 620-nucleotide messenger RNA. Its product is annotated as protein EPIDERMAL PATTERNING FACTOR 1. The record is from RefSeq and is a predicted model, not a curated record. Lineage: Eukaryota; Viridiplantae; Streptophyta; Magnoliopsida; Vitales; Vitaceae. The transcript is spliced from 2 exons. Bases 63 to 431 code for a protein of 122 amino acids. Gene Ontology annotation, biological process: guard cell differentiation; stomatal complex development.